Messenger RNA from Hyaena hyaena (striped hyena), 2522 nucleotides. It is a transcript of the gene FANCC, whose product is annotated as FA complementation group C. The record is from RefSeq and is a predicted model, not a curated record. Gene Ontology annotation, cellular component: Fanconi anaemia nuclear complex. NCBI's taxonomy places the organism in Eukaryota, Metazoa, Chordata, Mammalia, Carnivora, Hyaenidae. The transcript has 14 exons. Bases 43 to 1836 code for a protein of 597 amino acids. Gene Ontology annotation, biological process: nucleotide-excision repair; cellular response to oxidative stress; interstrand cross-link repair.
UGCGCUACUGUGAAGAUACAUCACCUUUUCCGUUUUUCCAAGAUGGCUCAAGAUAUAGUAGGCUUUUCUUCUGAUUAUCAGUUUUGGAUGCAGAAACUUUCUGUGUGGCACCAGGCCUCCACUUUGGAAACCCAGCAAGACACCUGCCUUCAUCUACAUCGAUUUCAGGAAUUCCUGAGGCAGAUGUAUGAAGUCUUGAAAGAGAUGGAUUCAACUAUGAUCAUUGAAAGAUUUCCCACAAUAGGUCAACUGUUGGCAAAAAUUUGUUGGAAUCCUUUUAUUUUAGCAUUUGAUGAAAGCCAAAAACUUCUACUGUGGUGCUUAUGUUGUCUGAUUAAUAAAGAACCACAGAAUUCUGAAGAAUUGAAACUGAACUCCUGGACACGGGGCUUGUUAUCUCAUAUGCUUUCAGCAUUCAGAUUUGAUACAAAAGAACUGGGUCUUUUUACUCAAGGUCUUGGAUAUGCACCUGCAGAUUACUAUCCUGGUUUACUUAAAAAUAUGGUUUUAUCGUUAGUGUCUGAACUCCGAGAGAAUCAUCUUAAUGGAUUUAACACUCAAAGGCGAAUGGCUCCUGAAAAGAUAAGGUUCCUGUCUCGAGUUUGUGUACCACUCGUAACUCUGCCUGAUGCUGAACCACUGGUCGAGGCUCUGCUCACCUACCAUGGCUAUGAACCUCAAGAAGUGCUCUGGCCUGAAUUCUUUGAUGCUGUGAAUGAGGCCUUUUUGCUGAAGAAGAUUUCUCUCCCCACAUCAGCUGUCAUCUGCCUCUGGCUUCGGCACCUUCCCAGCCUUGAAAAAGCAACACUGCAUCUUUUUGAAAAGCUAAUCUCCAGUGAGAGAAAUUUCCUGAGAAGGAUUGAAUGCUUUUUGAAAAAUUCAUUGCUGCCCGAAGCAGCCUGCCACCCCGCCAUAUUCAGAAUUGUUGAUGAGACUUUCAGGUAUGCCCUCCUGGAAACCGAUGGAGCCCCAGAAGUACUAGCCACUAUUCAAGUGUUUACAUGGUGCUUUGUGGAAGCUCUGGAAAAACAAAACAAGCAGCUGAAGUUUACACUCAAGACCUACUUUCCUUAUGCUUCUCCAUCUCUUGUUAUGGUGCUGCUUCAACACCCGAAAGAUAUUCCACAAGACCUGUGGCACCAACCACUGAAACAUAUUUCUGAAAUGCUCAGAGAAAUAGUUGAAGACCAGACUCACAGGUCCUACGGAGGCCCCUUUGAGUGCUGGUUUUUGUUCAUUCACUUUGGAGGAUGGGCUGACAUUGCGGCUGAGCAGCUAGUGAUGUCAGAAGCUGAACCCCCCGAAGCCCUGCUGUGGCUCUUGGCAUUCAGCUAUGGCCCAUGUGACAGGAGUCAGCAGCGAGCACAAACCAUGGUAGAGGUAAAGGCAGUGCUCGGCCACCUAAAAAGGCUGCUCAGAAAUCCAAUUCUCUCAGCCAGGGAUCUACAGGCAGCAACUGCAGAAAGCCGAGACCAAGACACCAGACCACCUUCAUGUCAACAGCUGAUUAGGCACCUCCUCCUGAACUUCCUGCUCUGGGCUCCUGGAGGCCAUGCGAUUGCUCAAGAAGUCAUCACCCUUAUGGCCCCAACGGAUGAGAUAGGCCACGAGAUUGCUGGCUUUCUUGACCAGACCUUGUACAGAUGGGAUCGCCUCUGCCUGGAAGCCCCUAGGCCGAGAAAACUGGCCCAGGAGCUCCUGGCUGAGCUGCAUGCACACAUCCAGCACCAGCCUGCUGCACGUGGAGCUGCCAUGCAUGCAGCAGGCUCCCCGAGGCCUCGUGAUGAAACGAUGAGACCAGUUCUUCGUGGAAUGAGUGUUGAGGAUGAGCCAUAGACCUCUUGGCAAGAGCUGCAAGUACAUAUUUUAUGAAGUGAGAAGACAAGUUCUUUAGUCCAAGCUCAGUCCGGUUUAUUAGUUCAUGAGUAGAUUGUGCCUUGAGCAUUCCCUACCUGCUCAGUCCAACUGUCAGAGAAUCACUGGAGAAAAACCGUGAAUAGGAGAACACUUUCAUUUCCUUUUUUCCUCAUAUCACAUGAAGAUACACAACUAUUACUUGAGUGGUUCAGAGUCUUUGGACCAAGAAAUUGGUCAUGAACCACUGAUCAAUUUAGAAGUAAUUUAAUCCUUUUCCACAUACCUCUUUUUUCAGAAGUCAGGCUACUGUUAUUGGUGUUUCUUUUAAUCCACGGGGCUUUGAGAUAAAACCACACUCUGUUGCUUCCCUAAGAAAUUCUUCACUGAGGAGUCUCUCGGGCACCUCUGAGGUCAAGCAGAGGCCAUCAGGCCCAGUAACAAGUGGUAGUGACCGGGGCCAUUGCUCACUGGUGGGCACUCAAGCCAACCCUGCUAUGGAGAACAGCACUGCUUAGCAAGGAAAUAAAGCCAGUUCAAAUGCUAACUCCUUUUGCUUUCUAUUUGCUAAACACUCCCACUAAGAGAGCUCACAUUGCCUCAGGGCUGACAGGGGAGAAUAUAGGCUGUGUUCUGGAAGAAGAGAUUAUAUUUCAGUUGUCUAGUUA